Eutrema salsugineum is the source of this 2490-nucleotide messenger RNA. Its product is annotated as cation/H(+) symporter 13. The record is from RefSeq and is a predicted model, not a curated record. NCBI's taxonomy places the organism in Eukaryota, Viridiplantae, Streptophyta, Magnoliopsida, Brassicales, Brassicaceae. Gene Ontology annotation, biological process: regulation of pH; proton transmembrane transport. Gene Ontology annotation, cellular component: membrane; endomembrane system. Gene Ontology annotation, molecular function: antiporter activity. The coding region runs from base 1 to 2490 and encodes 829 amino acids. The transcript has 4 exons.
AUGGAUUUGUCGGCGUUAGGCAGAGGGGAGACCAACUCGUCCCUUUGGGGAAAAGUGCACGGUCCAUUCAUGAUGGAGGAGCUUGUGUGCCAGAAGCAAAACAUGGUGACCUCAAAAGGCAUUUUCAUGAACAGUAACCCUCUCAAAUACGCAAUGCCACUUCUCUUGCUUCAAAUGUCAGUCAUCAUCAUCACCUCUAGGCUUAUCUUCAACCUCCUUCAACCUUUAAAACAAGGAAUGAUCUCUGCUCAAGUCUUGGCUGGUAUUGUUCUAGGACCAUCUCUCUGGGGACAUCACAUGAAAUACAUGAAUAUGUUCCUUCCCGCUGGAGGCAAGAUCAUAAUACAAACGCUCUCAAACGUUGGUUUCACUAUCCAUCUCUUCAUUCUUGGACUCAAGAUCGAUGCGAGUAUUAUAAAAAAAGUCGGUUCUAAAGCCAUCCUCAUCGGUACAGCCUCUUACGCCUUCCCGUUCUCUCUUGGGAACCUCACGGUUCUUUUCAUUAAAAGAACUUUGGGACUUCCCAACGAUGUGAUUGGCUGCACAAGCACCGCGAUCUCCUUGAGCUCGGUGACAUCAUUCCCGGUUACAACCACGGUCUUAGCGGAACUCAACAUCCUCAACUCAGAGCUAGGACGGUUAGCCACCAACUGCUCAAUGGUCUGUGAAGUUUGUAGCUGGUUCGUGGCACUAGCGUUUAAUCUCUACACGCGUGAGCGGACGAUGAGCAGCGUUUACGCGAUUCUCAUGAUCGCUAUUCUUCUUCUUGUGAUUAGAUACCUCUUUAGUCCUUUGAUCGUAUAUCUCACCAAGAGAAAAAGCAAAUCGUUGAACAACAAAGACGUUGUCCCGUUCUUCCCUGUCCUCUUGGUUUUGUCUGUGGCUAGCAUUAGCGCAGAGGCUAUGGGCGUCCACGCUGCGUUUGGAGCGUUUUGGCUAGGCGUUUCGCUCCCUGAUGGCCCGCCUUUGGGGACAGAACUCGCUACGAAACUGGAGAUGAUUGCUUCGAAUAUGCUCCUCCCUUGUUUCAUUGCCAUUAGUGGGUUACAAACUAAUUUCUUUGAGAUCACAGAGAGCCAUGAGCACCAUGUGAUACUGAUUGAGAUCAUUCUCUUGGUCACUUAUGGCUGCAAGUUCCUUGGAACAGCGGCUGCGUCUGCUUACUGCAAAACGGAGAUUGGAGACGCGCUUUGUUUAGCGUUCUUGAUGUGUUGCCAAGGUAUCAUCGAAAUCUACACUACUGUUGUGUGGAAAGACGCUCAGGUUGUUGACACAGAAUGUUUUAAUCUGAUGAUAAUAACGAUUUUGCUCGUAACGGGGAUUUCGCGGUUCCUUGUCGUGUACCUAUACGAUCCAUCGAAACGUUACAAAAGCAAAAGCAAACGUACGAUCCUCAACACGAGACAACGCAAUCUUCAGCUCCGUCUUCUUCUUUGCAUCUACAACGUUGAAAACGUUCCUUCCAUGGUGAACCUUCUAGAAGCUACUUACCCUACAAGGUUUAACCCGAUCUCGUUCUUCACGCUGCACCUCGUCGAGCUUAAAGGCCGAGCUCACGCGGUCCUCACGCCGCACCACCAGAUGAACAAACUGGACCCAAAUACGGCCCAAUCCACACACAUUGUCAAUGCCUUCCAACGUUUUGAGCAAAAGUAUCAGGGUACUCUCAUGGCGCAACAUUUCACCGCAGCCGCACCAUUCUCGAGUAUAAACAACGACGUAUGCACACUCGCACUCGACAAGAAGGCAACGCUAAUCGUGAUUCCGUUCCACAAGCAGUACGCAAUCGACGGAACCGUCGGACAAGUCAACGCGCCAAUGAGGAACAUAAACCUCAAUGUACUCGAAGCAGCACCAUGUUCGGUCGCCAUAUUCAUAGACCGAGGAGAGUGCGAGGGACGUCGCUCCGUCUUGAUGACCAACACGUGGCAAAACGUGGCGGUGCUCUUCAUCGGAGGCCGUGACGACGCGGAGGCGCUCGCGUUAAGUAUGAGGAUGGCUGAAAAACCGGAGCUUAACGUCACGAUGAUACAUUUCCGUCACAAAAGCUCCCUUCAAGACGAGGAUUACAGCGAAAUGGCCGAGUACGAUCUUAUCAACGACUUCAAGAGCCAUGCAGCGAACAAAGGGAAAGUGCAUUACGUAGAGGAGAUAGUGAGAGAUGGCGUGGAGACCACGCAAGCGAUUAGCUCACUUGGUGAGGCUUAUGACAUGGUGUUAGUUGGUCGGGACCAUGACCUAGAGUCUUCGGUCUUGUAUGGACUCACGGAUUGGAGUGAAUGUCCUGAGUUAGGUGUAAUCGGAGAUAUGUUGACGUCGCCGGAUUUUCAUUUCUCGGUGCUCGUUGUUCAUCAGCAGCAAGGGGAAGCACUAGCCGUGGACGAUAGUUAUAAAUUGCCUGUUGAUCAUCAAAAGGUUGGAGAUACAAGAAUACAGCCGCGUUUCUCUGUUGAAGAAGGUUUCACUACCAUUGAUCUCGAAAAAAAUUAG